AGAGUAACAUGGCUUCCCCAUCCCCAACAUGUAUAAUUCCUCGACUUGUGCUACCCAUGUACAACCAGUCUCUUUCCACCACGAUGGCAUAGUUCAAACCUAUUGUAACUGAUCCCCCGACGAGACGAGCCAUGGACGCGCCCCCGAACGCGUACAUUUCGGCCGAGCCGCGGUCCGCCGCGAGCUCCUCUUCCGCGACCAAUGCGACGAAUGCAUCACAAGUUCUGAACCCAACGGCCACUGCAUCAAACGGAGGUGGCAGUAACGGGUCAAUGGUCAAUCUUGACACGACUAGCGCUUUCAAUACCCGGAGCACCAGCUUGACCGGCGAUCAUACUUUGGGUGACACCACAACGACGUCGAACAACACCAACCUCCAAGUUGUUGACCAGCAAUCUUUACCGUCGCUGGGAAUCUGCUGCAUGGCGAACAAAGCCUCGUCCACACCGAUGCAGAACAUUUUGCGCCGGUUGCAGAGCUUCUUCCGCCUGGAAAUUUUCGCGGAGGAGACCAUCCUGAACGAGCCGAUCGAACUAUUACUGUGAAAAAUGCCCCCACGCCCAAAGUCGCAAAAACUUGUGAUGCGAAGUUUCCAAAUGCAAACUUUUUGUCAUGCAUGAAAGAAGUAUGUUGCCUAUGCGUAUCAGUAUGAAUCUUUCUGAUGCAGCAGAUUCUAGGCGUGUAACGCAUCGCUUGCAUGACAUGCGCCACUCUUGCUGGGGUCUUUUGCAAUACAAAUUUUUGCUAUUCAGAUUCACGAUUGGAAAUCUCUGAUGCUGAUAGAUGCAAGAGGGCGAGUGUUUCGUUGGGAAAGGUUUGCAAUACAAAUGCUCCCAAGUUCGGAGGUGGGGGCAUUUUUCACCUUGAUGCGAGCUGUGGCCGGUGGUGGACUGUUUGAUCUCGUUUGACUCCAUCGGCUUCCCCUUGGAAAAAGCCUGUCAGUACGUGGAAUUGCGGAAGCCGAUAGAAAUCAAUGCGCUGAACAAACAGAGUUUGUUGAGAAAUCGGCACUUUGUCUACGAAAAAUUGCGGGAGUUUUCCAUCCCUUCCCCGAAUUACGUGUUGGUAACCGACCACAACGACGCGAACCGGUUUCAGGAGACGGUGGACUACAUUGUGUGGGACGGGCAGAAGGUGUACAAACCGUUUGUCGAGAAGCCCAUCGACGGCGACGACCACAAUAUCUACGUGUACUACCCCAUGAACACGGGUGGGGGGAUCAAACGGUAUUGGUAGCAGUAACUGGUGACCGGUUCGAUAUGCACAUAUCUUCUCUCAUCGAAUGAAAUCGUGAAACUGCUGCAGUGCUGCUCGACGGGGUAUCUCGAUCCUUGUCGAAUCAGGAUAAAGACAUGAUCAAUAAAUCAAACUCCUAUACAGGUUGUUCCGGAAAGUGCACAACAAAUCGUCCGAAUACGAUCCCGACGUCCACUAUGUCCGGCACAACAUGCCCUACAUCUACGAACCCUUCAUCUCCACGGGCGGCACAGACAUCAAAGUCUACACGUUGGGUCCCAACUACAGUCACGGGGAAGCGCGGAAGGCGCCGACGGUGGACGGCGCGGUGCAACGCUCGAAGGACGGGAAAGAGGUCCGCUACCCGAUCAUCCUGUCCCAGAUUGAGAAGCAGAUCGCGCAGACCAUCGUGGACGCGUUCGGUCAGGCGGUGUGUGGGUUCGACAUUCUGCGCACGAAGGGCUUUUUCCCGGUCGUGUGCGACGUGAACGGGUGGAGCUUCGUGAAGGGGAUAUGCAUUGCAAAUAUGUCUGGGUCUGGAAGGAUCCAAACGUGUCAUGCUAUUUUUGGAUUCUAAAAAAAUCUGCAUUGCAUGACCAGCAAGAGGAGCCCAGAUUGUGCUACGCGGAGACGGGAUUUGUCAUGCGGAAUAGGCAUCAGGAUCAGGAAGCCUUCCAAAAAUCUGUGAUGCUAAGUCAUGCACUACAGGCAUCAUGGGUCGUGCAAAAUAUGCAUGACAAACCUAGAAAUUAUUCCAGACCCAGACGUAUUUGCAUUUGAAAGACGAACCAGAAGUACUACACGGACGCCGCGGUGCAGCUGAAGCGUUUAUGCAUUGCAAAAGUAUCGUACUAGUAUAAAUUGCAUUACAAAGUCGCUCAGCAUGACAAAUGGAAUUUGUCAUGCUGUUUUACCUUAAGGACAAGAUUUGUCAUGCCUUAUGGCAAUUACUACGAGUACGAUACUUUUGUAUUCCAUAGCGUUUUUUCUACGACAAAUUGAAAGAGCAAACGGUUCGGACCAGCGGCGUCUUCGGCGGGUUGGACGCGGACCGAAGAUUAUCGCUCCUGAACUACUUGGAACACGACCCGAACCGCGCCGCCUCCGCGCCGCAGUCAACCGCGACGGCGUUGACACGGGACAUUGUGCAACAGACGUUCGCGGACGCGGAGUACUUUCCGAAUAUCGCGUCGGCGGGUAUAACCCACUCAGGUGUUACAAUCUCAAACGUUACAGUAGAGUCUGAGAUUUGUCUUGCAUGAUGAGCAUGACAGACUCGCAGAGCGUUCCACUCUCUGCAAUACAAAUUUCGCCAGAUUGUAGUCGGGUUUGGAGCUCCGGAACUUGUCAUGCGCAAUCCUAUGAGAGUUGGCUAGAUCAUGCACUCUUGCAUCACAGAUCUCCAUAUUGUAUUGUAACGCUUGAGUAGAUUGUAACAGCUGAGCGCGUUAUAGCGGGGGUCGGUGACAGCACAUCUUUGCUCGCGGAUGGGAUGUCGAGCGCGAAGCCGACCAAUUUUCUCGGCACGACGGAGGAAGAAGAGAACACGGGGGAGCUGAAAUCGGUGCUGGUGAUUAUGCGGCACGGAGACCGGAAGCCGAAGGAGAAGUUGAAGUUCCGAACGCAACACCCCAUUUUUCUCCAGUACGUGUACAAAGGACCCCCACCGGGAACAAUUGCGGCCAACGCGGAAAACCCAGAUGGCACGGUGAACGCUUACGCCGGGAUGGGGGGGAAUUUGGAAAUGAUUUUGCGGAAGAGGAACGCGAGAAUGGCAGCCGCCGCGGGUGAGGACGGGGCCGCGGCGGGGAGUAAUAAUGCAGCUGGCGUGCCGGGGACGAGCAGUAGUACUAGCGCUACUGUGGCAGGGCGAAGGGACGACUCUACGGCAUCAUCGUCCGCGGUGGACAGGACCCCGGUGCGAGCCUCUGCCGCGGAGGCCGGGUUGGCACUCGGAGAGAAGGCGGCUGGGGUAUAAGAGAGUAACUAUACUUGGUUUUUCUGUUUUGUAGUCUUGACCGUUUUGUACUUCUGUGUAGCUGCAGCUGCAGUGUACGCACUAGUAUCUAGGAAUUAGAUUUGUGAAAUUUUGAUUUACAUCACAGCCCGGCCAGCUGACGAUCACCGACGAGAUUACCACGUCGAACGACAACGUUGUAUCUCCGGUCGAAAAGUUGGUUCCGCGGAAAGGCUCCGGGAAAUCUCCGCAGCAGCUGCAGGAAGAAGGUUCGUUAUCGUUAGAAAACGACACGGGUUACGAUGACUCGGAUUUGGUCGCUCGGGAAAACUCAAACUCGGGCGCGAACCUGAUUUCCGGGACUCUCCGAGUGCACAAGCAAGAACAGGAGGACGACAAAAAUGCCGCCGCGCGGGCGAAAAUAAAUAACGGAAACAACAGCGGGGCGGAAAAUAACAGCCACACAAAUGGAGCUGCUCCUGUGGGUGUUAUUUCUGGCGCGACCGGAAGCAGUAGCAGCCAGAGCGCCCACGCGAAUGUUAAUUCCACCAGCAAAAACGACUUGUCCACCCUCUCCACGAACAAGAAUCCUUCCUCCCCGGAGGACCCGGGGGCGGCUUCCUCGUCCGGGAGUCACGUGCAGCAGAAAGCUUGGCUACCGAAGGAGCAGACAAAGGAAAUCACCAUUAAGUCGGUGGACGAUUUGAAAAAGUUGCUAGCUGAAGUCGAAGGAAUUAUCGAGGAGUUAACCGAGUCGAUCAACUUGCAAUACGGAACAUCAAGCGGUUUUCAUCAAGGUGCAGACCGAGCUCAGACGGACAAGGAAGACAACUCCACUUCCGUUGCGGUGGUACAACAACAGCAGCAGAAAUCGAGCUCCACGACCUCCAGUUCCGCGUACGCGAACACGUUGGUCCGAGAAAGACACAACAUGGAGUUGCUACGGGAGAUUUUGUGCCUACACGACAAAUUCACCGGUCUGAACAGGAAAGUACAAUUGAAGCCCAUCGUCGCGCCCAGCUCCAAACCCGGGCUCGCGAACCGGGUGACGCAGAUCCAGGUGGUUGCGAAGUGGGGCGGCGAGAUCACGAAGGUUGGUCGGGAGCAGGCGGAAAACCUGGGGUGCCGAUUGCGGAUGUGUUUGUACCCGCCGAAUGAGUCCUUGCUCGCGUUGCACUCGACCUUCCGCCACAACUUCAAAAUCUACAGUUCCUUGGAGGGGCGGUGCCAGGUGACCGCCGCCGCGUUCACCAAGGGGUUUUUGGAUCUCGUGGGGGAUUUGACGCCGAUCUUGGUUUCCAUGGUGACCACAUCCAGGACGGCACAGGAGUUACUCGACGAGCCGAUCCCGAAGCACAGCCGGGAGCUGGUGAAGAAGAAGAUCGACUCGCUGUUGCACACGAAGGAGCUCACCACUUCCGUCGACGACUUCAUCGAGCGGAUGGUCCCCUCGGCAACGCGGUUGACCGGUUUAACGCACGUGUUGAGGGUGAUGCUGGAGCAGUACAAAUCCCCGCACGCGCUGUUGCGAAAACUGAUGUCGCAGAUCACGAUUUUCAUCGACCGGGUGCACAGCUCCAUCGAGGUGAACGAGGACAGCGACAACGACAGCGGGGCUUCCGACAACGAGCAUCCGCCCCCGCGGGGAGUCGGCCCGCACCGGGACUUGGUGAAUCCGCAGCAGUUACCCCGCCUGCUGGACGACAAGGGGAAAUCGAACAUGAUCUUGAAAAGGCUGCUGUUCCGGUGGCGAAAGUUACUCUUCGGCUUCGUGAAGGAAUCGGAGACGAAAAAAUCCGCACAGUCCACUAUAACCCGCUCAGGUUUUACAAUCUCAAACGUUACAAUAGAAUCUGGAAAGCUGUGAUGCAAGAGCUGCAUGAUCUAGCCUCCUCCCAUAGGAUUGCGCAUCACAAGGUUCGGAGUCCCAAACCUACCUGAAAUCCGGCGAAAUUUGUAUUGCGAAAAGCUCAAUUCUCUACACGUUCCUCAUGCUCUUUAUGCAAUAUAAAAUUCAGAUUCUAUUGUAACGUUUGAGAUUGUAACGUUUGAGCAGGUCAUAUCCACCGCUCAGUCCACCGCCGCAACCCCGUCGGACGUGAACCGAGGCCAGCACAGCACCUAUCAAAUGCAAAAAUGUCUGGGUCUGGAAGAUUGCGAGAUUUGUCAUGCUUGUCUGGCAUGACCAAAAAGUUUGUGAUGCGUGUCCAAGAAGAGACCCUUUUGCCUGUCAUGCAAAAACGCAGUUUGUCAUGCGAAAAACGCAACACAAAGAAGCGCAGAUAUUUCUCAUGCUUGGUGGUGCAUUACAGAGCAUUCACUGUUCCCAACGCAGCAUUACAAGUUUCCAGACCCAGACGUUUUUGCAGUUGAUAGCACCACCGGCGGAACGACGUUGACGAGUAAUGUCGCGGCUGGUGGGAUGUUGAACAAUACAACUGCGACCACUCCGUUAGACGGCGGGACCAACUUUGUCCGGGACACGAGGACGAGCUCGCACGAGCAGUAUGGAGCAGGCGGUCACAUCACAACUAUGAGCACGAAAUUAAGCACGGGAGUUGUAAGCAAUUCCGGUGCAGUGGGUCCUGUCGAUGGUGUGAUGGGAAAUAAUGGCACUACUAGGACGACUGCACCAGGUUACAAUAAUUUGGACAAUAACAUGUUAAACACUGCAGUAUUAAGCGCUGGAGUAGACCACACGUCAAUCGUCGCAACCUCCUCCGCAACAGGGAGCGACGCAUCUGUAAUGAAAGGGGUAAGUUCCUCUGGCAGCGGCCUCGACAUGACCAAAGCCUCCAAGGACGGUGGUUCGGUGGGACAAAUUUCAUCUCGCGGGUUACUCACCUACUCCGGAUCUGAGGACGGAAGUUUGGUUCCGCCACUGCUGCAAACGAGAUCGGACUUGAACCCGAUACAGGAACAAAACAGUUCGAAAGCCACUGCUUUGAACAACAACAAUAAUUUUCUCGAUGACAAAGUACUAGACGUAGACGACCCUGAGGACGGGGAAAAUGACGACGAGCCGCGAGACCGGACCAUCGAACUUGCGCUCGGCCGCCGGGGCCCGCACCCGGCCGAUUUGAAGAGACUCCAAGGGGAGAUCAAGCUGGCGCAGCAGGAUGACGACAUGGAAAACAAGGAGGAACUGGAAGCCAACGACCGCACGUGGCCCUUGCGAAGCCGGGGCACGAACGCCCGGAGCAGUCCGAACGUCGGCAGGACGAUCGACAGCGACGAUUUUUUUACAGACAGCAACGAACUGACCACGAACAAGUCGAGCCCCGCGGAAAAAACGAGCUCUUUUCACCGGGAAAGUGACUACACUUUCAACUCGCCCGACGACGAGAACGACACACGAGGGGUGGAUUCGAGUCCGAACAGCGACGCGAAAGUAGCAGGAACUACGAAUAGAAUUAUGGGGAGGAACGGAAAUAAUGCGGUGAAAAACUUGAAUCUCGGUGCGAAACUUUCUUUCUCGAGUUCUUCAGGUGCAGCUGGGAAUAACGUUUCGACCUCUACUGCUGGGCUGAGUGCGAAGAACAAGGGCGGAGGUAGUAGUGCUUCUACAACAAGAACCGGAGAUGGUGCAUCAACUUCUGCAGCCCACAGCAGUCGCAUGCACACGCCUGCUGACAACUACGCAGGAGCAGAAUCGACGUCCACUGCUUCGCACCAGAUAUCAACACGAGGUUCUAGUACUUUGGCCACUCCGGUAACCGCUGAUCAUGGAACAACAUCAACAUCGUCGCGAAGACCUUUGGCUAGUUCCUCAGCUGCUUCCGGUGCUACUUCCAAAGUCUCCACGAAGUCCGCGAGUCCGCAGUCGAGCACCAGCCCACGCGACGACCAUGAUCAAGCAUCUACUUCGGGACCACAGAACAAGAAAAAACAUCAGGGCCACAAGCUGCUUUCGCCUAGGAGUCAUUCCUCGGCUGCGUCGCUGCACCACUCGGACCACUCGGGGACGGCUGUGCAACAGUCGCCCUCUUCGGCAGUAGAACAAAAGGCCGGCGGUUCUUCUAGUAGUGGAGCAGCUUCAAUGGCUACAACGAAGCAAAUUACAAGUUCCAGCUCUUCCUCAAGCAUUAACAAACAAGGAAAUAAUUAUCAGGGCAUGAUGGCACCACCACCGGGAGGUGGACUACUAAAACAACAGCAAACAAUAACAAACCAGCAAAACCUCCACACGACAACCACAGCCCCCACUUCCUUCGCCAACUCCUUUCAGCCGAGUGAUCGUGCUAUUAAAUGCAAAAAUGUCUGGGUCUGGAAGAGCACAACUUUGUCGUGCACAUUUUCCAUGAUCGUCCAUGAUGUCUGUGAUGUAUGGCAUAGUAUCACAGAUUUUUUGAGCGCUUAUCUAUGCGCAUUCAGCAUGACAAAUGCCCUCUCCGCGUAGCCAAAUUUUAAUCCUCUUGCUGGUCAUGCAAUGCAGGUUUUUUUAGCAUCCAAAUGCAGCAUCACAAGUUUGGCUCUUCAAGACCCAGACAUUUUUGCAUUUGAUACGUACAGCCCGUGCGUCGACUACCUCGAAACAAGUGCAACUCGCGCACAGCGCGACAGGCGUGGUUAUCCUGAGUGAAAACGUCCCCGCGCCAUGGUCAAGAUAGGGAACCUGCUACACAAAUCAGCCAGCAUUGGCUGUUGCGCAUGACACGUUUGACCUCGUAGUGUAAUCCUGUUUAGCUAGUUCAGCAGCAUCACAGACCUAGGAUAGCAAGCUGAUUGGAGCAUCGCAAAUCCCGAAACGCGCCUAGAAAAUGCUUCUCAUGGGGCUCCGCAUCAGAAACAUUUUUAGCAUGCAGGUUUGCAUUUUUACAACUGUGGGCUGGGAAUGUUUUUUCUCAGGAUAGUGGUCACGUCUGGCGGUCCUGGAGGUGACCACCACCUGCCGCACCAAGGCUCGUCCGCGACGACCCCCCUAGUGCCCUCGAGUUCGAAGGUGAAAACGUAUCAGUCCAAGUACAUUUUCGACACGUCAAAGAUCCCGGAGAUUUACGACAACAUCUACUACGACCUAACCCAUCGGCGGGAGGAGUUGGACUUCAUCGACUGCCGGCACUUGGCCGAGAAAGUAUUCAAUUUGGUUUUACCCCUGAACUGCUGGGUCACCACGGCAGAAUUCGGGAUUUCGAUUGAAGAGAAGAAAACCAUCGGCGUAUCGUAUUUAAAAACGUCCCCACCCCAUAGUUGUAAUGCAAAUCUGCAUGCUGAAAAUGUUUCUCAUGCGGAGCGCCAUAAGACGCAUUUUCUAGUCGAGUUUUGGAAUUUGUCAUGCUACAAUCAGCAUGAUAUACUAGAUCUGUGACGCUGGUGAACUACCUCAAACAGUACUUCACUACGAGUCCAAAUUUGUCAUGCAAAACAGCCAAAGCUUGUGGAUUUGUCUAGCCAAUUCCCCAUCUUGACUCUGGAGUGGGGACGUUUUUCCAUAGAAUACGGCGCCGAGGUGUCGUGGCGGCUGGCGGAGAAAAUCGUGGGGGAUCUGGAGUUAUCAAAUGUAAAAAUGUCGGGGUCUGGGAACUUGUGAUGCUGAUUGGCGUAUCAUGAGGCGGCCACAAGUGCUGGCUCAGCAUGACAAAUUUCUGAGCUUCGAGGUGUUGCCUAUUCUGCAUGACAAACUGCGUUUCUGCAUGACGGUUCAGCGGAUGCGGUCGGGUGGUACCUGUAGGACGUGGAACGGGUGUCCACCUAGGGGUAUUGGCAGAGGCUAAAUCUGUUCUAACGCCACGGUAUUGGCAGAGGCUAAAUCUGUUCUAACGCCACCCUGACAGGAGUCAAAGGUCAAAGCGAUACGAUACGAUGCAUGACAAAAAACAGGGCUCUUGGGUAACGUGCAUGACAGACUUUGCCGUCAUGCUGGCAGAGCAUGACAGACCUUCCAUUCUUCCAGACCCAGACAUUUUUACAAUCCAUAGGAGUUCAUGCUGGACAGCAGAGAUGAGGCCGGGAAAAAGAUGUCGCUGACCGGGCACAGCAGCCAGCAGCAAAAUGCGAACGAGAACAACAACGGUGGAGGUUCUUCGGCGAAUAAGGGAGUGAGCAACAAAAUUGGCAACUCGGGUGACGCGGCGGGGGUAGCAGGAGGGGACCAGCGAAAGGAGGAUUUUGGAACAUCAGCCGGAGCGCAGAACCCACACAAUAGUAGUACCAAAACCCGACCCCCAGCGCCGGCGCUAGAAACAACUGCAGGGGACGUCGAAGCUGCGGGUCGAAAGCAAAGCACUCCCUCCCCGAGCCUGUCGCCCGUGGCGGGCCCCGCUGGCGGAAAAAGUUCUGUCGCAUCUUCAACGGCGGGACAACUACCUGGUGCUGAGAAUCAUGCACAAAUUAUGCACGUCUCGCUCUCGUCCCCGUCCACGCUCUCCGCGUCGAGCCAGAUGCACAUCACAAGCGGCGCGCCAACGCCCGUGGCCGAACCGGCGAGAAGUAUAGUAGUUGCUGAAAAUAAUAACAAUCAAGGACGUGGUGGGGCACCCCAGCUUAGCACGACAGCUGCUCCAACCGAUUCCACCUCCUUCCACAGUUCUCUCGCAACGAAAGAUAUGAAGAUGGAGCCGUACAGCGAUGACUCGACGAAGAAACAGUCGACGAGGGUUGUGACAUCAGGCGUGCAAAUCAGCGACAAGGUUCUGGAGCAGGGCCAUCGUGGUCCUCAGACGUCGCAGCCUGCGGUUGCAGUAGUACACCAAGAAUUUAUUUCUUCCUCUGACCUGCAGAAACACAGCGAGAUGAUGGAAAACAACAAUUUGUUUCCAAAUGAUCCAAACCAGAAUCCCAUGCAUCUAUCGCCGUCCUUGGCUUCGGGGCUGUCGCGCGCUACUUCGUCGAGUAACCCCGAGGCGGUUGUUCCGGCUCUUGCAGGAGCAGGAGCAAACAGCAGCACCCAGAGUCCGGGCCCGGCGUUCGCGGAAACUGGUUCUUCUGGAAAAGGCAGCCCGGAACCGAGUUUACUGCACGCGACGCCUAGGACAACUGCAAUUGGAACUAAUACGACGUUCCCCAAUAGUACUAGUACGAAGCUGCUAGUAGAUCAGCAGGGAGCUGCUGCGUCGAGAAUAUUAAAUGGAAACACCGGAUCCACUGCAAAUAAUGGCGACCGAACCACGUCGAUGCUAUACCCCGACACGACGACCCGGGAGGAGGCGCUGCGACAGCUGCGCGAGACGUACGAGGCAGAUGUGCAGCAGCAGGUGAAUGAGAAGGAGGAAUUUUCGGACAUUGUUGGGAAGACGAAGAAGAAAACAAAACCGUCGAAGGAGAAGGCGUCUGUCGCUCCGGGCGGUGGACAGCUACAACAAGGGGGAACGUCUAGUGGUUCCUUGCUCCAGCCAACCACACCUCUGUCCGAAUACGCAGGGUCAAUAUCCGGUGGGAUGUUGAUACCGGACAAUUAUGGUGAAAAAUCAAAAGUAGAUGAAGAUAUUAAAACAGAGACAGCAAACAGCGAGAUGUCCAACGAGAGUCCGGAUCAGAAGUUGGAAAAAAACCAGAGGCAAAAUAGCGGAUUAUCGGACAAUAGUCGAACGAACAAAACCGCUAGUGUAACGGACUCACCCUUGAAUCAGAUCGUGCCGCUGAUAAGCUCGUCGCCCGAAAUUCAGAAGCAGUCUUCCGGCGCCGUUUCGCCCGCGAACCGUACGGCCGGGAGUGCUGGGACCGCGGUUUCCAGUGUCGCUUCGAAUGGAGGGGCAGUCGAUGCUGCUGCUAGUAGUCUUCAAAACAAGAAGAUUUCCGAAGCCGACCGCGCGGUGAAUGCGCACUUGAGUAAGGAACAGGAUCGACUGCUAGCCGGCAGUGAAGUCGAGAGAUUGACCAGGAAUACCGGCAUGAGCGGCCGCGCGACUGGGACUGGAACGGCAGCAGCAGCUGCAGCGCAAGCGGAGGUAGAGAAAAAAUCAAAAGCAAGUGCCAGUGUGAUCGGCACGACCGCCGGUGCAGUUGCAGCUUCUACAUCAUCUGGGCAAGCGCAGGAGCAGGGGAAUAAUGCAGCAGGUAGUUCCAACAGUAAUGUUGGUUCUACUACUUCGACCAAGCCACAAGAGCAGACCAAUAGUACCAAUCUCGUCGGAGAAGUAGAUCAGCAAAGCAAAAGCUCUUCCACUGCAAAAAAACUGGAAAAGUCACUGUCCAAUCCCCCCGCGAUAGUAGGUGCCCAGUCAGGAGGAACGACCGCCGGUUCAGCAUCUGCCUCGACCCACCCUGCCGGAGGAGCACCAGCUCCCGCCACCGCAUCCAGCGCGCAGCAGAAGCAAAAGACGAUCAAAAACGAGUACAAGUGGAAGGGCGAGGAUUGGUUUCCGAACCGAACGGACAAUCUGAACACGAUCCGGUCCCGCGUGUACGUCACGUCAGCUAGUACCAUGCACACUUUUUUGAACAUACUGGCAUACUUCCGGCCCAUGAAGAACCACCAAAACCAGCACGGUAUGGUUUCCAACAGCAACAGCGGGCAGUCCUCAGCCGGGAACGACAGCAGCUCGGACAAUAACAACUACGGAGGAUCGUACGAUGUGGAUGACCAGCUUCCCGAGGGGGUGUACUACGACUGGGACGUGAUUUCUGAUUUAACCGACAUGUCCUACAUGUCGCACCUCGUGCUCCGGUGUUUCGAACUGAAAAACGUCCCGAAGGACGCGACCACGCUGCAGCGUUACCGCGUGGAGGUGCUGGUUUCGUUCGGCAUCAGUUUGACCGACCGGGACGACCCGAAAAAGAUCAUCGAACUCUGCUCCUUGCCGGACGGGAGCUUUUGCAGAAAAGAGCAGCAAGUGAUCGCCCCGCUGAAGUGCAUCAUGAAGGCCCCGCUGAAUUACUUUGACUCGUUGAUGCAGGAGGUGCACAACCUGUCCAUCGGGGGAACGUCGUCGACUGGUGCACAAGCUGGCACUACCGCAUCUUCGAGUGGGGCAACCGCAGGUGCUGGGUUUUUAUCUUCUGGCGGAGGUGGAGGUGCUGCUGUGCCGACCGGCAUGAACUUGAUUAGCGCGAUGGUUGGAAUUGGUGGAGCCGGGACGACAUCAGCGACCACCGCAGGCGGCAAAUCUAGUACUCCUCCGGCCGCAGUUGCCGCACCCGCGGGAACUACUGCAAGCAGUACAUAA
This is a messenger RNA of Amoebophrya sp. A120, 12297 nucleotides long. NCBI's taxonomy places the organism in Eukaryota, Dinophyceae, Syndiniales, Amoebophryaceae. The record is from the annotation of a GenBank genome assembly.